UCACUAUGCUCACGAAAACCCCACUUUGCAGAAUGCUUCUGCCAGGUCCUACUGUCUGUCUCUUUCCAGGCAUUUAGUACCUCCAAGAUUCAGGUUUGCUUUUACAUCUUUUCCUUGUGCAUCCCUGACAACAGAGCCUAUUGCCAGCUGUCCUAAUUGAAGAGCAGUAAUCCACCUCUUCUUGUUAUUGCCAUGAGGAAUACGUACACUCUCUUUCUCUUUGUAGCGAGCUCCUUUUAUUUUAACGGAAGCACUGCAGCAGAUGCUGAAGAAAAGCUAAUGAACCACCUAUUGAGUCCUGACAGGUACAACAAGUUAAUUCGACCAGCUGUCAACUCAUCCCAGUUGGUAUCUAUAGAACUGCAGGUUUCCCUGGCACAGCUCAUCAGCGUGAAUGAGCGGGAGCAGAUCAUGACCACAAACGUCUGGCUGAACCAGGAGUGGAUUGAUUAUCGUUUGGCUUGGAAGCCCUCUGACUAUGAAGGAAUAAAUAAGCUGAGAAUACCUGCAAAACACAUCUGGUUGCCAGACAUUGUGCUUUACAAUAAUGCGGAUGGCACAUAUGAAGUUUCACUAUACACAAAUGCAAUUGUAAUGAAUAAUGGAAGCAUUCGCUGGUUGCCACCAGCCAUUUACAAGAGUGCCUGCAAGAUUGAAGUUAAGCAUUUCCCAUUUGAUCAACAAAACUGCACAUUAAAGUUCCGUUCUUGGACAUAUGAUCAUACAGAAAUUGAUAUGGUGCUUAAAACUUCCACGGCAAGCAUGGAUGACUUCACACCAAGUGGUGAGUGGGACAUUGUAGCACUCCCAGGAAGAAGGACUGUAAAUCCCUUGGACCCCAAUUAUGUCGAUGUGACAUAUGACUUCAUUAUUAAAAGGAAGCCUCUUUUUUAUACCAUCAAUCUUAUAAUUCCCUGUGUGCUAAUUACAUCCUUAGCCAUCCUGGUGUUCUACUUGCCUUCAGACUGUGGUGAAAAAAUGACCUUAUGCAUAUCUGUAUUGCUUGCCUUGACUGUGUUCUUGCUGCUGAUCUCCAAAAUUGUCCCUCCAACAUCUUUAGAUGUUCCACUGAUUGGGAAAUAUCUCAUGUUUACAAUGGUACUAGUGACCUUCUCCAUAGUUACCAGUGUCUGUGUACUCAACGUCCACCACAGAUCUCCAAGUACUCACACUAUGCCCCCUUGGGUAAAGCUGGUUUUCCUUGAAAGACUCCCAGCCUACCUGUUCAUGAGGCGUCCAGAGAAUAACUCUCCACGGCAAAAGCUGUGCAACUGCAAAAAGACAAAAGCAGAGAAUCCUUGUAUGGAGCCAGCCAACUUCUACAAGAACUCUACCUAUUUCUUGAAUACAGCCCCUGCCAAAAAAUAUGAUAUGAAAAUCACUGAGACUCUUGACAAUGUCAGCAGUCAUCGAGAUUUUAGAUUAAGAACAGGCACAAAAUUUUCUCCUGAAGUCCAGGAAGCAAUUGAUGGAGUCAGUUUUAUAGCAGAGCACAUGAAAAGUGAUGACAACGACCAGAGUGUCAUUGAAGAUUGGAAGUAUGUUGCCAUGGUAGUGGACAGGCUGUUUCUCUGGAUAUUUGUCCUUGUUUGUGUCCUGGGGACUGUUGGAUUAUUUCUGCAGCCACUUUUUCAAAACCACACUGCUGCAAUGAACCCUUAGUCGUCAUUUAAAAUUGCCAAGACUUACAUAGAUGUUUGGUCUCAUUCUGCUCUCAGUUUCCCUCUGUUAAAUUCAGAGAUGCCAAAUGAGUUGCUCUUACAUGCAAUUUAGAUAGGGAAAUGGAAAGAAGAACUCAACAACUUAUGAUUGGAGAAAAACCCCAAAACAAACAGAGAACUAUUAUUUUUUCCAAUUAGUUCAGUACUUCUGGUGAUAUCUUGGCCCUUUUUUCAAUUAUUUAAAGCCUGAAGAUUACAGAGAAAGGCUUUUACUGGACAAUAUGACAUCCUGGCUCACAAGCAUUAUUAAAAAAGUAUUUUACAUAUGUUGCCACAGGAAGGACAUUUUCUUUCCUUAGAAUACUCCCUAUUGCAAAGAAGGUAUUGCUAUGACAUUUAUUUCCUUCAAAUGCAUCAAAACUGUGUCUGAUUUAUAAAGAGCCUUACAGCUGGAAUCACUGUUUAGCUGUUUAUGAUAUUUAAAAUUUAAUUGAGAAACAGAGACAUACUUCUGAGGUAACCACUAACAAGUUUCUCACCUUGCCAUCUCUGAUAGCUGAGUGAUCAACAGAGGCCAAAUUAAUAUAUGAUAAACAAACAUGUGUAUACUCUGUUCAAUCAUGAAAUAUAAAUAAAAUGUAA
Molecule: messenger RNA, 2303 nt
Organism: Athene cunicularia (burrowing owl)
Lineage: Eukaryota; Metazoa; Chordata; Aves; Strigiformes; Strigidae
Gene: CHRNB4
Product: cholinergic receptor nicotinic beta 4 subunit
Exons: 6
Coding region: 193-1662 (489 amino acids)
Biological process (GO): signal transduction; chemical synaptic transmission; nervous system process
Cellular component (GO): postsynaptic membrane; neuron projection; synapse
Molecular function (GO): transmembrane signaling receptor activity; acetylcholine-gated monoatomic cation-selective channel activity
Source: RefSeq, a predicted model, not a curated record